Molecule: messenger RNA, 435 nt
Organism: Aphanomyces invadans
Lineage: Eukaryota; Oomycota; Saprolegniomycetes; Saprolegniales; Verrucalvaceae
Exons: 1
Coding region: 93-413 (106 amino acids)
Source: RefSeq, a predicted model, not a curated record
UGGAACUUGACAGCGAGCGUGCAGGUACAAACUCUUUCCUUGUGAGCUGACAAAGUGUGACCACGUAGCGCAUCGAGGAACGGUUGGACGAAAUGGACGCUCGCAUGCAUUGCAGCGAGUGUCGGCGGCGAAACCAGCUGCUCAUGUCGGGAGGAGACUGGUUUGUCGAACUGGUGCCGCUGCCCAAGUGCAUUCGCGGUCGUCCUGGUGUUCGAAGACGUGCAGCCCCAGUCGGAGCAACUCCGCCACAAUCCAUUCAAAACUUGAUUCGCACGUGGACGGCGGUGCUCCAACUCAACACGCAUCAGCAAUUCAACCGGAUUUGGUCGUUCUACAACGACUCCAGUUUGGCUCGUGCACGCCGUAGUAUUCCUGAGCGCCGACGCGCGCUGAUAGCCUUCUUGAGCUGUUAACAUAAUGAAAAGUCAAUUCGGU